AUGAGCGCUGAGAGCAUGGAGGUGCGGUGGCUCCAGCCUGGGUUCUCUUCCUACGUGCACUUGUACCGAGGUGGACAGGAUCAGGAUGGGCAGCAGAUGCCUGCAUAUCGGGGCAGGACUCAACUUGUGAAGGACGACCUCAGCGAUGGGAGCGUCUCUCUGAGAAUACGCAGCAUCCGACGCUCUGACCAUGGGCUGUACACCUGCUUCGUCCAGUCCAAUGACUCCUCAGGUGACGCUCUGUUGGAGCUGCAGGUGACAGGUCCCUAUUUCCCAUGGGCGGUGGCUCUGGCCGUGAUUCUGCCCCUUGUCGUUCUCCUGGGCAGUUUCUGCCUCUGGCGGCAGCACCGUGUGACAGCAAAGUAUGAAGCAAUGAAAGAAUUUGCCGGAGCCCGACAAUAUGCAGUCUCUCCAGUGGACGUGACUCUGGACCCGGACACGGCUCAUCCCAACCUCGUCCUGUCUGAGGAUCGGAAAUGUGUACAACACAGAGACACCCGACAGCAUGUGCCCGACACCCCGGAGAGAUUUGAUCCUUGUCCCUGUGUCCUGGGCUCGGAGGGGUUCACGGGCGGGAGGCGCUACUGGGAGGUGGAGGUGGGAGACAAGACAGAGUGGUACGUAGGCGUGUGCAGGGAGUCUGUGCGCAGGAAGCGGGGGAUCACGCUGUCACCUGGCCGUGGAUACUGGGUCGUGUGGCUGGAAGAUGGAGGACACAAGCCCUGCACCUCCCCCUGGACCCCCCUCCCCGUGCGCGUGCACCCCAGGCGGGUGGGGGUUUUCCUGGACUACGAGGGAGGCGAGGUCUCAUUUUACAAUGUGACCAACAGGUCCCAUCUCUUCACUUUCACUGACACCUUCUCCGGGACCCUGCGCCCUUUCUUCAGUCCUGGUCUCAAUGCUGGGGGCACCAACGUGGCUCCCCUGACCCUGUGCCCGGUCCCAGCCCAGCCCUGAGGGAAUCCCUGUCCCUGCCAUGACCCGCGGGGGGCACAGACUGUCCCCUCCCCGCGCCCCGACUGCCAGCCCCUCGGCGUCCCCAGGGUGGGGGGCAGGCUGGCGGGUCAGGGCUGGGGUCUCCAACACAGGAGCUGCUCCAGCCUGGACCCUGGUGCUGCCCAGGCCCAGGUGUCAUCUCCCAAUCCCCAAAUGCAGGGGCGAUGCUUAGGGGCUGCACACAGGUGCACGUGCACUCCCUGAGCAUUGCAGUGCACUCCCUGCAAAAAGGUGCCACCGACACUGUUCGCAGUUUCUGCAGGCAGUCCAUGAUCAGCCCUGGCUGCCACUGAUGCUGCUGGCGAUGCCUGUGGGUCUUCACUGACCCCAGGUCAGCACUCACCCCCACCCCCGCCCCUGCCGCCAACAGUGCCAACAGCAUCUUUGAGAGCUCCCCACUAACCACCACUGGGGUGCAGCAGCCGCCGAUGGAGCCGUGCUCUCCCCAGCCACUGGGGGCAGGUGCCAUACAUGCCCACACGCAUAGCACCCCCCUGGGAGGGACUGUCUCCAAACUCUCAUCCUUCACUAACAUCACUACAAUCACUUUGGGGGUUUUAUUUUGUUAAUUUGCUUGCCUCUCUCAGCACUGUUUCCCUUCCCCCCUGACCCCAUCCUCUCCCCUCCUCUUCUCUCCCCUCCCACUAUUCCCUUUUAUAUUUAAAAUAAAUACCUUUGCAUUGUA
This is a messenger RNA of Alligator mississippiensis (American alligator), 1681 nucleotides long. Its product is annotated as erythroid membrane-associated protein-like. Bases 1 to 957 code for a protein of 318 amino acids. The record is from RefSeq and is a predicted model, not a curated record. The transcript has 5 exons. Gene Ontology annotation, molecular function: protein binding. NCBI's taxonomy places the organism in Eukaryota, Metazoa, Chordata, Crocodylia, Alligatoridae.